UAGGUUGUGUUUUUGUUUGGCUAAACGUCAUUUCGCACUCGAAAUGCCGUUCGAGUAGAGUGCGCUUCAUUUCAUCCUAGCUCGACGCCAUGACAACUUCAACGUGGACCGUGCGGUUUUUGAGAUACAGAAAUGAGUAUUUAGCAUCACUAUCCGCAACUCUGUGUAUCUUCAUGGUCGUGUGCACCAACGCAUGGUCCUCACCGGCCCUACCGAAGCUUUUGACGGAACCAAACCCUCCGGUAUCGAUUACGGCUAAUGCCGGUUCCUGGAUCGUGUCAAUACAAGCCAUCGGAGGUAUCUUCGGUAUGGUUCUGGCAGGACUCACCAUCGACCGGCUGGGUCGCAAGUGGCCAUUUAUCGCAAGCGCUCUUCCGGUGAUUGCCGGAUGGAUUAUGAUCGCAUUAGCGCGAACGUCAGUAUUCCUCUACAUCGCCCGCUUCCUGUUUGGUGUUUCGUACGGUGUUGCGUACGGCAUUGUUCCUAUCUACAUUGGCGAGAUCAGCUCGGACGGGGUGCGCGGUUCAGCAGCUUCACUCAUCACGGUAAUGGCCAAGCUGGGCAUUCUCUUCGAAUACUCCGUCGGGCCGUACGUUAGCUUCGAGGCACUUGCUUGGCUUUCGAUGCUCGGCCCGGUUCUAUUUCUCUGCACCUUUGCAUGGAUCCCGGAAUCACCACAUUAUCUUCUCGGUAAGGGAUGCACCGACCAAGCGCGCGAAAGUCUGCAAUGGUUUCGAAGAAGCACAGCCGUCGAGGAGGAACUAAACUGUACACGAAAAUCCAUCGAACGAACGGUAAGCGAGCGUGGUUCGGCGAAGGAACUCUUUCAGCCGGCUUAUCGCAACAACCUCAUCAUAGUGCUGAUACUUGCCGUCGGUGUACAGAUGUCCGGAAUGCAGGCCAUUCUCAGCUACGCACAGACCAUUUUCUCCCAAAUUUCUAGCGAUCUCACCGAUGCCGAAAUGUCCAUCGUGCUCGGUGCAGUCCAAAUGGUUACCGUGGUGCUUCCGGUGUUUCUGGUCGAUCGAGUUGGCCGCCGUCCAUUAUUACUUUGGUCCGGGGCUGGUAGUUUCCUGGGACUGCUGCUAGGAGCUGUCUAUUUUACGCUGGACGCGGUGGCUGUAGAUGUGGCCCGCUUCGGGUGGGUUUCGUUCGUUGGACUUUUGCUAUUCGUCGUAUCGUACGCAUUCGGGCUGGCCACUAUUCCAUUUGCGAUUCUGAGUGAAAUAUUUCCCAAAAACAUCCGUGCGUACGCCAACGCCCUGUUUGGCAUUCUGAGUGGGACCGUCAUCUUUGCCGUGGUGAAGUUGUUUCAAGUCGCGCUUGACAAUGUUGGGGCGUAUCUGCCGUUCUGGGUGUUUACCGUCAGCACUGGGCUUACGUUUUUGUUCGUGUUUCUGUACAUUCCCGAAACCAAGGGACGAAGUUUGGAUGAGGUGCAGGAGAUUAUUACCGGUUGGCGAAAGAAGCAACAUUCCAAAGAGGUUUUGGGAGUGGAUCACGUUAGGUAGUUUAAGGUAUAAACAUAAGCUAAACAGUCUAAAAACAGACGAGACAAACAACAGACAAAAAGGAUAGAGUCGACCUAUUUACCUAUGGAUAUUACUUAAAAAUAAAACAUAUUAUUAAACAU
This is a messenger RNA of Anopheles stephensi (Asian malaria mosquito), 1633 nucleotides long. RefSeq names its product facilitated trehalose transporter Tret1-like. Gene Ontology annotation, biological process: transmembrane transport. Lineage: Eukaryota; Metazoa; Arthropoda; Insecta; Diptera; Culicidae. The transcript is spliced from 2 exons. The record is from RefSeq and is a predicted model, not a curated record. Bases 90 to 1511 code for a protein of 473 amino acids. Gene Ontology annotation, cellular component: membrane. Gene Ontology annotation, molecular function: transmembrane transporter activity.